UAUCACAUAUGACAGAAAUUGUGUCGGUAAGGAGGCGCAUGCGCAGAUGACUUCACAUCAACCGUGAGUUCGACUGGCAAAUAAAACUCGCGCUGGCGGAGUCCGCUGGAAUUAGCCUACUGUAGUCUGUGGCACCGAAACUCUCCGCUUCCUCAGUGGACGCCUGAUAACUGGCUCUCAUUACUAACGAGACACAUUUAACUGUCUUGGCAUCUUGUUGGGAGUUGGAUAAGAGAUGACGGGUCCCUAGCGACGCUAAAGGGUGGCCUGAAUCUCGACCAAAGAGGAAUAACACCUGAAGACACCAUCCGAAGUUGGCAUGAAGCAGCGCGCUUCGUAACGCAUUCAAUCUAAGGAGAUUUAUGUCCAGGAUUAUAGCUCGGAUUCUCUCAAAUUUCUCCCGUAUGACUAUAUCUUGAAUAGAAGAUCCACCUGGUUCGUUUGAAGUGUUUUGGAAGACAGUUUGUGUCGUGAUGAACUCCAGGCGCAUGUUGGUUCCAGCAGUGGUGCUGUCCAGCGUCCUGCUCCUUCACAUCGCUCCUUUGUGUGUUAAUGGUGGCAGUUCAUUUAUCUCCAAUUCUACUGGCACUAAUUCCUCAGACCUGAAUGGGGUGGGGCUUAAGUCUGCACUUCCUGGUGAAGUCACACCUAUUGCCCAGGCCCAAAUUCACUCUCGAAAACCACGAGCUGGAGAAGAGUCAGGCAGCGGUGGAGAAACCUCAACCAGUACUGUUGAUUCAGCCGAAAGGGAACGCCUCAUUGAUCUGAUAGAUGGCAUGGGUGCCCGGCUGCCCACGCUGGCUGAACCCCGGACACGUGGCCUGUCCCAGCUGGAUUUUAGCGAGGAGAGAAUCGAGGACAGCGCCCCACGCUGGAAGAGUGAGAGACUACAAGCAGAUGGGACGUUGUUAGAUCCUGUCAUGAGUCCUGCUCCUGAGUCCACCUCUUCCCAACCAGAAGAAGUUAUCACGGUGAAUUUUUACAAUCCUUCUCACCAACAGCAUGUGCUUGAUCCUCCUGCUUGGUUUCAGGAGCUCCAGGGUGGAGAUCCAACUUCCUGGACCCUUUCUGAUUUUUAUGAUUAUCUGUCACCUGACUAUUCACCCACUGAAGUUUACCUAGAGGAAAGCCAACCAACGCCACCUGACAUGGAAGAUGAAAAUGUUCCUCUCAUAGCCAGCGCAGUUCCCUCCAACACUAGAGUUAUCACCUCUGAUGAUGGAUCUGGAGAAACUUCACCUGGAGCAUCAGAUGUGCUCAACUCUGGUUGUCUCUAUGGAUUUGUGCAUUAUAAUGGCACAUGUAUCUCGUCAUGCGACAUCUUCCCCAGUUACUGCUUCAAUGGAGGACAGUGCUAUGUGGUUGAUGGUAUUGGAGCUUUUUGCCGGUGUAACAUUCAGGAGUAUAUCUGGAAUAAGGGCUCCAGGUGCGAGUCGGUCAUUUCAGAUUUCCAAGUGAUGUGUAUUGCAGUGGGCGGAGCUGCCAUCAUGUUGCUCCUCCUCUUCAUGGUUGUAGUCUUUUUCUCCAAGAGGAUGCACGUGCUUAAGACUGAAAACAGACGACUUUGCAAGCACAGUAAGUUCCGCCCAAAGUCGGAGCAGCACAUCGAUAACUUCUCGCUGUCCACCGUCGCAGAGGGCUCUCAGGCAAAUGUAAGGAAACUGUGUGACACCCCGACUAACCUCCCCCAUGCCCGUGCUUUGGCUUACUAUGAUAACAUUAUGUGUCAGGAUUGCACUUGCAAAGAAGAUCCAUGCAAAUGUCCCCCUAAAGAGGACGAGUCUUUGAACAACCAGAACUCGCUCACGCCAAAACUGGAAAAUGACAAGGCCGCCACAGAAGACAAUGCGGAGGAGGGUGGUGUGACCAUCGACUUAGAGUUGCUUCUCCCCAAAGAGGUGAAAAUGCUUCCCGAGACAAGCCCCCCACUGCACUACAACGUCUUUCUCUACAGGCUCCCCAAAUCCCCUAAAAAGUCCCCCGUGCUGUGCCGGCCUCCUGGCAGAUCUGUACAGGGGAGACCUCUGUCCCAGCUCUGCCCCAGACGCAGCUCCGAACCCAGCUACAGCCCCAUUAGCACGCGUUCCCUUCCGGGAGUGCUGUCCGGCUCAUCCAGCCCUCACCUGGACACGGUCUACACACCUUAACACCAGUGCAAGCUUCAACACUGACUGAUGUACAACUAAACAAAUGGCAAAUUUAUCCCACAUGCGACUUGACCGUGACAAAUUUAAGAGACACUGAUUGGUAAUGAGUGAGAGUCUUGUGGAUGAACAAGACAUCAGUUGGGAGGCAGGUUAAAAGCAUUGGCCUUGACAGAAACAAAAGCACACAGCAGCACAAUAAAGGUUAGUAGAUGAUAAAUGGUGAGAUGAAGUAGAAUUGUUGUGCAACAGGAGUAUAAAGGGAAAAGAAGUCAAGAAAUUGUUAAUUUGGUAUUACAGAAACAAACAUUGAUGUCAGAUGUGUUAUGGUGCCAAGUUUUAUGUUUUAUAUUUUGUCAAACAGCACAUUCAUAUUCAUACAUAUGCAUUCACAGAAAUGAUGGAACCUGUAAACAUUCAGGGCAAACAAACAACUUGAUAACUAUUAUUAUUAACAAGGUGCUUUUUGUGUUUUUAAUGUUAGAUUAAUACUUUCACUAAGAAUAAAGAAUUUUAGAAUUGUUUAGAUCUGACAUUGUUGUUAUUGGUUCCUAGGACAAAAUGGGGUCAUUUCUGAAAAGACAAAAAAGAAAAAAAAAAGAAAUGCAAGUGGUGGUUGCUAUUUUCCAUGGAAGCCCAGAACCACAUUGUGAAGGGAAAAUUUGGGGUGGAACAAAUGUCUUGAAUUUUUCCUGAGCCUAUGUACUAAGAAAAAAUUCACAGCGAGAGAAAAAAAAAUCUCUUCAAUUUUUUUUCUACUGAAAAUCUUUUAUCUUUUUUUCCUGUCAAAAGGCAACAUGAGAGAAAACACAAAAGCCCUGAACUUCAACAUGAAAAACAGUGUUAGUUCCUUGCUCAGCCUACAUCCUAAGAAUUUGUUCUUUAUCC
Messenger RNA from Sinocyclocheilus grahami, 3032 nucleotides. Its product is annotated as chondroitin sulfate proteoglycan 5-like. Gene Ontology annotation, biological process: cell projection morphogenesis. Lineage: Eukaryota; Metazoa; Chordata; Actinopteri; Cypriniformes; Cyprinidae. The coding region runs from base 474 to 2147 and encodes 557 amino acids. The transcript is spliced from 6 exons. The record is from RefSeq and is a predicted model, not a curated record. Gene Ontology annotation, cellular component: synapse.